Molecule: messenger RNA, 557 nt
Organism: Condylostylus longicornis
Lineage: Eukaryota; Metazoa; Arthropoda; Insecta; Diptera; Dolichopodidae
Gene: MED22
Product: mediator of RNA polymerase II transcription subunit 22
Exons: 3
Coding region: 101-520 (139 amino acids)
Biological process (GO): regulation of transcription by RNA polymerase II
Cellular component (GO): mediator complex
Molecular function (GO): transcription coregulator activity
Source: RefSeq, a predicted model, not a curated record
CAUUUCAUGUAGUGCAUCAAUAUAAGCUUAACAAAAAAAUAUAAACAAAAAUAGAAAUAAGGAUAUAAUUAAAAGAAAUUAAUUAACAAUCAAUAAUUCCAUGGCUCAAAGAAACUUACCGCAGUCAAAAGAAGCCCUCUUAAAAUCUUACAAUUUACGAUUAAAAGAAGAUGUUAAGAGUAUGCUAGAGAACUUUGAAGAAAUUAUCAAACUGGCAAGAGCAGAAAGUGAUUCUCAAUUAUCUAAAAUAACACAGUGUGAACAAGAUACAUAUGAAAUGCAAGUACGUGCUGCAAAUAUAGUACGAGCAGGAGAGUCUUUAAUGAAAUUAGUUUCAGAUAUAAAACAAUAUCUAAUAUUAAAUGAUUUUCAUUCUGUAAAUGAAGCAAUUACAGCAAAUUCUCAAUUGUUUAGAUCAACUCAAGCAGAAUGUGAUAGGAAAUUAAUGCAGUUGCGUGAUGAAAUGGCAAUGGACCUUUAUGACUUAGAAGAAGAGUAUUAUACGAGCGUAUAUAAAUAAUUUUGAAUAAUAAAUUAAAAUAAAGGAAUUAAAUUUA